Molecule: messenger RNA, 1210 nt
Organism: Etheostoma spectabile (orangethroat darter)
Lineage: Eukaryota; Metazoa; Chordata; Actinopteri; Perciformes; Percidae
Gene: dmac2
Product: distal membrane arm assembly component 2
Exons: 6
Coding region: 277-891 (204 amino acids)
Molecular function (GO): protein binding
Source: RefSeq, a predicted model, not a curated record
UAUAUAGUCGUGUUUACACUCAGUUUAUAUAACGUUUGGUGGAAUGCGUGUGCUAUUGUCCGUUGCUAGAGGGCCGUAACUUACCCAUACAACAUGCAUGUAGCUGUUAGUGUUAGCUAAAGUUUAAUUGUAUAACCCUGUUCUCUACAAAGAUGUUGCCAGCGGUCGGCUCUCCUCAUCGUUGCCCGACGACAGUGGAGCUCCAGCUCAGUGUCUCCCCCUCCCCUGCACACCAGGCUCCUCCUCUUCCUCACCCAGCGUUUCUAUGAUGUAGAGAUGCUCCUGAGCUGGGGGUCUCGGCUGGGAAGGAGGGGGAUUCAGAAGAAAAAUGUUUACUAUGGCUACACUCAGAAGUUGUAUGGGUCAGACAUAGCAGCGGCAUAUUAUAUCUUGAGUCUGAAGGGAGGAUUUAGGUAUGUUGGCCAGCCAGAGUGGUUCCUUGCAAACCAGAGGGGCAAAUUCAAUUGGGAUUUCUUGAAACACAAAGACACACCCCUGGAGGAAGUAAACAUGAGCUACACAGUCAUCAACUACACAGGGCUGGGGAACCUGGAGGGACAGAAAUCUUUGCGAACUUUGUCAUUACGAGGAUGUCCUGAGGUGGACGACUGGUUCCUGGCCAGACUCCACAUAUUCCAGGACUCUCUGGAAGAACUGGACAUCUCUCACUGUCCACGCAUCACUACAGCCGGCCUGGCUGCACUCAGGAAUCUCAAGGGACUGCGGCGUCUGGACGUGUCGUCCCUCCCUGGGAUUUCGAGUCCUGGGUUGGUUGUUAUCCUGCUGGAGGAGAUGUUACCGCAGUGCCAGAUCACCGCUACUGGCUAUGACCAUAACCUGAGGCAGGAGAGAGUAGAGAGAACAGAGAAGCACAUGGAAGGGCAGAGGUAGAGGCUCAGAGGAAUCAAGAGACUGAGAAAGUCCUCUGAGAUGGCUCUGCUGUCAGUUCACUGUAGUUUGACAGAAAGGGCUGCUGACGGAGCAAAUACACCAGUUUGAACCACUGGUCGUAUCCAAUUAGAUGAGUGAAAAAGAAAAGAAGCACAUAUAUCUAUCUAUUUAGGAUGUAAAUCUAAAUGUGUGCAAAAUCAUGUCUGUCUCAAACCAAUUGCACUGUCUGCAUAUUUGAUAAUGGUUUUAUUUGCUGACAUGUAAAUAUGAUGUAAAUGUAUGUAAAUGUACUGAAUAAAGAUUGUAUUGUUCAAUAUCA